This is a messenger RNA of Ahaetulla prasina, 6386 nucleotides long. RefSeq lists its product as uncharacterized. Lineage: Eukaryota; Metazoa; Chordata; Lepidosauria; Squamata; Colubridae. The coding region runs from base 600 to 2330 and encodes 576 amino acids. The record is from RefSeq and is a predicted model, not a curated record. The transcript has 2 exons.
UUGGCGCCUUUUCUGACACGCGAGACUCACUCCAGGCCUUUUUUCUCCCUCGCGUCCACACGACUCCCUUGGGGACCGUGGGAAACUAGGCCCAGUCCCGGCUCUCCGGGGUGGGAAGGCCGUUAGGCGGCGGCUGCGGCUCGGGGAGAAGAAACAGAGUCGCUCCGCUGGCGACACGGACCGUUAACGGAGCCUUGGCCCUUUAUUGACUUGUGGACUUCAACUCCCAGAAUUCCUGAGGCCACCAUGCGCCUGUCUGGGUGGGGAGGAAAGCGCAUGCGCUCAGGAAUUCUGGGAGUUGAAGUCUACACGUCAUUAAAAAGGCCAUGGUUUCUCACUCCUGGUUUAUAGCCGCCGCCUCCUCCUCCUCCUGAGCGGUGACGGCCCAGAAAAAGCGCAUCUUCCAGAAAAGGCUCUGGCCAGACGCUCCGGACGCUCAGGAGAAGCUAUUCCCUCGUGUACGUCCUGCGCGUGCGCACUGCCCGCCGCUGCCUACUCCGCGCCCAAGGCGGUAGGAACAGGGCGGAGUCUGACCGCGAAAAGGGCGGAGCGAAAAGCAGUAUUCCAUCUCAGAUUUUGAGCCACACUGAAGAUAGACAAUGCCUAAAGGAAAAUGUGUCUUUACUGACAAACUGAAGCAGAAAUAUCCUCAUUUUCGCAAAGGAAGAGAUGACUAUGAAGCAGAGUGCUUGGUCUGCAAAGCUGGCACGUUUGUGACGGUGGCAUAUAAAGGAGCCGGGGAUCUGGAGUACCACAUGUCCUCUGAAAAGCACAAGAAAGCCCUUGGAGGAGACAGUUGGUCUGCAAAGCUGACCGAAUUUUUGGGGAUGCCAGGCACGAAAGCCGAGGAUGCUCUUGCUGCAGCAGACAGCACGCUACCCUUGCACACCAUCCCAAGUUGCAACAGCUACAUAUCAACAAACCGCACGCCUAACUUGUUCAGAAAGAUAUUUCCUGAUGCAGAGAUAGCGCAAAAAUUUUCCAACACCCGAACAAGGACAGAAAGUCUUGACAACUCUGUGUUUGCCCAGCAUGCAGUGAGCCUGGACCUGAAGUGCCUGGAAGACCACGGCAUCCCCUUCUGCGGGGUGGCUAUAGAUGACAGCAGCCACAGGGCCCUGAAAAUGGUCCCUGUCCUCAUCCAAUAUUAUGACUACAGGAACGGCGGCUUGAAGACCAAGCUCCUGGAACUUCAGGAAAGUCCCACCGAGAUGGACGUCUCAGACUCUCUUGUCAAAGCUCUUAAGAAACACAGAUUGCUUCAGAAGUGCGUGGCCUUCGCGGGGGACAACUGCAACACCAUGUUUGGCGAACUUCGGCAAGACGAGGAGGCGAGGACUGUGUUCGCCAAGCUGAAGAAAGCCCUCCAGAGAGAGACGUUGAUUGGGGUGUGCUGCCCUGCCCACAUUUUGCACAACUGCAUCCACCACGGAGCAGACGCCCUGGAGGUGGACGUUGAGAACGUCAUCCUAAAGAUCUACCAGUACUUCCACAUCUACGCGGUGCGGACGGAGUCCCUGCAAGAAUACUGCGAGUUUGUGGAGAUGGAAUACAAGCGGCUGCUCUCCCACAGCAAGACCCGCUGGCUGUCCUUGUUCCCCGGCAUCACGAAGCUGCUCCAGAUGCACUCGGCCCUGAAGUCCUUCUUCUUGGGCCAGAGCAACCCGCCCGCUGUGCUCAAGAGCUUCUUUGAGCACGAGUUCGGCGAGCUCUACCUUUGGCACAUGCACUCGCUGAUGAACGCCUUCCAUUUGCACAUCGAAGAGAUGGAGCGGGAAAAUAACUCCCUCGUGGAGGUGAUGAAGACGCUGGACUCCGUGCGCACCAUCCUGCUUGACCGUAGAGCCCAGAACUUCAUGUCCCCGACGGUGAAGGGGAUGCUUGCAGACAAGCGCAAGGAGGGGCUGGAGGAGGGAUGCGACGCCUUCUCCGAUGCCGUGCGUCGCCUCUACGGUAAUUGCAUAGACUACCUGGAGAUGUGGAUGGCAUCUCUGCAAGAGUUUUCCUGCUUCACCUGGAUGGCCCUGAGUGACACACCGAGCUGGAGUGACGUGGAAACAUGUAUAACAUACUUACGUGUAAAGGGUCUGGAAAUUGACAGUAUGAAGUGCUUCAUUCAGUUUAACAAUCUGAAACAAUUUGUGGAAGCUUCCAGAGAUGAAGAAGAGUUCCAGCAUCUGCUUUCACACGAAAAAUGGACCAAAUAUUUUCUGACUGUCAAAGCCGUUGAAUGCUAUUCAGAACUGUUAAAAAUUGCACAGUUUUUUUUUGCAGUUCCCUCCCGCAGUGUAGAUAUGGACCGCUUUUUUUCUCUUUUGCACCUAGUAUAAUUAAAGGUUGUGCCCUUGCAGUAUGACUUCCAAAGAAUUUCAUGUGUGAUUAAUUUAGUAUUGCAGAUAUGGUAAAUAAUUCACAUGCAUAUAGUAGGAAGAAAGAGAAGGGAUUGAGAAAUGUUCUUACUUUUACUUUAUUUGGUUGUAUUUUACAGUGGUUUAGUUCCUCUUCAGUAUCAAAAGUUCUUUUUCAAUAAUACUUUACAAACUUUAAAAAUUACAAAUAUAUAUAAAGGGAGGGAAAAAAACCCUUCAUUUUAAAUGCAAAACACAUAAUUACAUUAAAUCUUUCAUUCAGUUAUAUAUAUCACACCAAUAAAAAUCCAAUUAACUCCAAUUAGCUCAUUGGAUUUAAAAAUCUCCCUCAAAUUUAUCCUCAUAGAGUAAAAAUGUUUUCUUUUAUUUUCAAAUUUGAUCAAUAAUAUUUUACAAACUGGGAAUUUUUCAAUGUUACAUAGAAGGAUGGAAAACAUACAUUUACAAACGCACUUUAUAAAUACAAAACUGCCCUAGAGUUUUCUUUCAAUAUAUAUAUCAAACUUAUAAAAAUCCAUUCUAAUUAAGUCAUUAAAUUUAAGUCAUUCCCUCCAGCUUAUCUUCAUAGAAUAAAAUCUUUUUCUUCUCAAGAAUGUCUUUCAAGUGUCUUUUCUUCAAGAAAUUCUCAACCAUGUUAAUAUCCAUGAGGGGGAAAAAGUCCCAGAGUUGCUCUGUUAAAAGUGAUAGAUUAAGUUGGAGCACUUCCUCGCAAAAUAAAAUCUUCUCUGAGAUGCCUAUCGUAUCUCUUUUUUUCCCCUCAAAGGAUUCUCAAGCUUCUUAGUAUCCUUGAAGAAAAAAACUUCACGUCUUAAAAAAAGCGAAUUUACUCGGCACUCUUUGUUUCUAAACGCUGCAAAAAAAAAUGUUUUAGAGCAGGCGUCUGUUUUGAAAUGUGAAUGGAGGAUGAAUGGGGAAAUGAUGCAGGAGAACAGGCACAAGGGAGAUCCAAAAGGUGCGAGCGAGGCCAGAUGGCAAGUUGAUUUGUCUCUUCUUCUCUUUCUCCAUCUUUCUCUUCCUCCUCAGUCUCCUCCUUCUCCCUCCUUUCUCCCUUCUCCAACUUCCCUAUCGGGUUGCCGCCUCCUCCUCCUUCUCUUCUUUCUUUCUCUUCCUUCUUUUCCAACUUCCCUAUCCAGCCUCCUAACUUUGGAUACCACCAUAGUUUUGUGUUUAAAGUUAACCAGGACUCAGCCAGGGGUGGGUUCUACUUAUCUUUACUACUGCAAUGGGUCCGCGUGUGCGCACCUGCUUUUGCACAUGCGCAGAAGCUUCUCCACAUGUGCAGAAGCUUCCUGAUGAUGUCUGGGUCAGUGGGCAGAGCCUCCCGCCAGUUUUACUACUGGUUCUUGCGAACUGGUCUGAACUGGGGGCAACCCACCACUGGACUCAAGGCUGCUUAGCUUUUCCAGGCCAGCCAAGGUCAUCCAGAUGGUGCUGCAGAUACUCUACACAGCCAAGAGAAGAUUGGUCAGUUUUUGAGAAGAAGAAUACCAACUUGGCCCACAACCACAGGUUUUAGCAAGCUUAUUCAACCAUGUUCUUUCCUGCCUAGGAAAUUACGUAGAGAAACGUUGCAGUCAAGGAGGUUCAAAAAGUGCAUGGCACAUAUUUUGCCACUGCAUUUAGGGAGGGAUUGCAGAGAACAUUUGGAAGGGUUCAAACAACCAUACCAUAUAUUUCGUUUGUUCCCCUGAGAGAUUGAGAGAUUCCUGGUGUCCUCUUUGAACUGAUGAAGAAUUUUAAUUCGUCUUUACCUUUUUUGUAAGACUUUUAAUGAAGCAAUAGCCUGUAAUUCAUUUUCCAGCGGAGAGGUUUUUAAAGCCGAUGGGGGCAGGCACCGAGAGCUUUUCCUUUCCAAACACAACCAUCUCGGAAGUAUUGCCACUUUAAUUACUUUGUGGUUAACAAUCUGAUUUAUUUUUUAAAAGAUUGGCAAUAUCGCUUCUGAGGCUUGGCCAAUUUUCUUCUCUCUCCUUUUAAGUUCAAAAGUAAACGUUGACUAUCGCUGAAUUAUUUGCAUGGGAUGUUUACCCCGUUUUGUAAUUAUUUGCCGCUUCACAAACUAAAAAUAUAUAUAUAUAUUGGCUAAGUGGCAUUUACAGGUAUACCCAAGGACCAGAUUAGGAAGAAAUCCUGCUGGAGAAAAUCUAUUUAAUCGCUAAAAGCUGCUACCAACUUGAUGACACAUAGAAAGUAGCGUUUUUAAUCUUUCUUUAACAAUGAAGUAAUGUUUCAUUGAUAAAUCAGAUUAGCUGAUUAAAAAAACAUUUUAAUUGCUGGAAUUAAAUUCACUCAGUUAACAUGGCAAAACAAUUUUAAAGUAUAAAUACAAUAUUCACAAAAAACGGAGAGACUAACUAAAAGAUCUACAUCUUUUAAAAAUUUAAAGGGCCGUGGUGGCUCAGGCUGUAAGAUAGCCUGUUAUUAAAACACAGCAGCCUGCAAUUACUGCAGGUUCAAGUCCCACCAGGCCCAAGGUUGACUCAGCCUUCCAUCCUUUAUAAGGUAGGUAAAAUGAGGACCCAGAUUGUUGGGGGGGGCAAUAAGUUGACUUUGUAAAUAUACAAAUAGAAUGAGACUAUUGCCUUACACACUGUAAGCCGCCCUGAGUCUUCGGAGAAGGGCGGGAUAUAAAUGUAAAUUAAAAAAAAAACCAAAAAAAAAAAGUCCUUUCUUGGUUUUACAAUUUCCCCCCCCCACAUGCACACAAUUAAGUUUCUUCUGUUCGGAGAGGGGCAUUUUUCAUUCAUUCAUUGCACAAUAACUACAAUAUUGGCUCUAGGUACAUCUCAAGGGUUCAAGGGAAUGUAAACAGUUUAUUUUCUGAGGUGCUACGAUUUGUAGAGGGCUGGGGAAUUACAAGGCCUCAACAAGAAAUGCAGGUUUGCAUAUAAAUCUUAAAGCAGUCUAAUCUUGAUAGGUUGAUAUAUUUUAUAUUUCAGUAAUCCAGAGAAAUCUGAACAGAUCUGACGAUCCUUUAAGAACUUGGCGAUUUUUUUUAAAAAAAACGUCAUUUUUUUGGUCACUACAUAAAGAAGAGAAUAUAUGUUGUAGAAUCUACCCAAAUUUCAUCUUCCCACUAUUGAAUUGUAAUAUAAUGCUUUGUUGCUGUUGCCUCAUUUGUUUUCAUGCUGAGGGUUUGGCACUGCCUUUGAAGUUGAAAUCUCAAGUGAGUCUUUUUCCCUAGAUAUUUUUCGGCAUUCUUUUGGACCGCACAUUGUGAAGUGCAACGGGAUUGCAGCUUGUCCUUUUUUGAAGAAUCCUGAAAUGAUUAUUUAUUUGAUAAAAUGUAGAUGCUAAGGGACUCUGGGUGGCUCAGAACAAUAAAAUAAAAAUAGCAAAAUACAAAAUUGCCUCUCUUUUUUUUGGUGGGAACAGAGCAUGUGAAAUUUAAUUGAUCUGUUCCGUUUUUCUCGCGCAAAUUGGCCCAGGUUAUCUAUUAGAAAUUUUGCUGGUUUCGGGUGAGGACACCAAUGUUGUUUCAUUGUAUUCCCACAAUAUAAAUCAAACUUGCUUCUUUUAAGUAAUACUUUUUUGGGCUGUGCUGACAUUGGCUGGACUCCCACAACAGCAAUAAGCUAUGGUUUGCAUACCACUAAGCCAAAACCAAGACAAUUAUAUUUUGGCAUCAGUGUGUUGUACAGUAUGAACCUGGUCUCUGGAGAACUACUUUUUUUAAAUUGCUCCAGAUACACAUUUAGUUCCUUUUCUCCUUCACUGACUUUCUAGGCCCGUUUUGGCGAACCUAUAGAACGUGUGCCACAGGUGGCACGCGGAGCCAUAUCUGUGGGCACGCGAGUGUUGCCCUAGCUCAGCUCCAGCGCACAUGCGCACGCCGGACAGCUGAUUUUCAGGCCUUCCGGACUUACCGGAAGUUGGGAAACGGGCUGUUUCCGGCCUCUGGAGAGCCUCCAGAGGGGUGGGGAAGGCCGUUUUUGCCCUCCCAAGGCUUCUAGAAAGCCUCUGGAGCCUGGGGAGGGCAAAAAACGGACCUACCAGGCCCACCGUACCAUCGCAUGC